AGUCCUGCUGGGCUCGGCUCCAGUGGCAGGGGUGGGGCUGGAGGCGUAUUUCUUCCCUGGCUGCUCAGUGGGGGCCUCCUGCUGGGCUAUUCCAGGAAGGCAGUGUGUGGAGGGCAGGCAGGGCCAGUGCAGGUGCCAGAGCACACUGGAUAAAAGGCUGGGGGCAGCGGGCAGGGAAGGCGGCCAGGCCCUGAUCUGCGGUCAGCCAAGCGGGCACACGGCACAAAGCCAGAGAAGCACCUCCGUGCCUGGUCCCAGGACUCGUCUGCCUUCUGCUGCCAUGGGGCACAGUGUUGGCCCCUGGCUCUGCCUGGCUCCCUUAGUCUUGGGGCUGUGGUCUGGAGGUGUGAGCUCCACCACACUGCCCACAUCCAGGCCCUGGAGCCCCUGCUCUCUGGAGGGGAUAGAGAUCAAAGGUGGCUCCUUCCAACUUCUAAAGCAGGGCCGGGCCCUGGAGUACGUGUGUCCCUCGGGGUUCUACCCUUACCCAGUGCAGACGCGGAUCUGCAGGUCCACGGGGAACUGGAGCAGCCUCAAGACUCAGGACCACAAGAUCGUCAAGAAGGCCGAGUGUAGAGCGAUCCACUGCCCGAGGCCCCAGGAGUUUGAGAAUGGGGACUACUGGCCGCGGUCACUACACUACAACGUGAGUGACGAGAUCUCUUUCCACUGCUACAAUGGCUACACGCUCCGGGGCUCUGCCAACCGCACCUGCCAAGCCAACGGCCGGUGGGAUGGACAAACAGCCAUCUGUGAUGACGGAGCGGCCUACUGCCCCAACCCCGGCAUCCCCAUCGGCAUGAGGAAGGUGGGCAGCCAGUACCGCCUGGAAGAUACGGUCACCUACCACUGCAGCAGGGGGCUCAUGCUGCGCGGCUCCCAGCAGCGCAAGUGCCAGGAAAGUGGCUCCUGGAGUGGGACGGAACCUUCCUGCCAAGACUCCUUCAUGUAUGACACUCCCCAGGAGGUGGCCGAGGCCUUCCUGUCUUCCCUGACCGAGACCAUAGAAGGGGUCGAUGCUGAGGACGGGCACAGCCCAGGGGAGCAGCAGAAGCGCAGGAUCAUCCUGGACCCUGCGGGCUCCAUGAACAUCUACCUGGUGCUGGACGGCUCAGACAGCAUUGGUGCCAGCAACUUCACGGGGGCCAAGAGGUGCUUGGCCAGCUUGAUCGAGAAGGUGGCGAGUUACGGGGUGAAACCGCGGUAUGCACUUGUGACUUACGCCACAGAACCCAAAGUCCUGGUCAGUGUGGUGCAGGACAAGAGCAGCGAUGCAGAUUGGGUUACUGAGAAGCUCAACAAGAUCAGCUACGAAGACCACAAGCUCAAGAGCGGCACGAACACCAAGAGGGCACUCCAGGAGGUGUACAACAUGAUGAACCUGGCGGUGGACAGCCAGCCUGGCAGCUGGAACCGCACCCGCCACGUCAUCAUCCUCAUGACCGACGGCUUGUACAAUAUGGGCGGCGACCCGGUCACCAUCAUCCAUGACAUCCGGUACUUGCUGGACAUUGGCAGGGACCGCAAGAACCCACGGGAGGAUUAUCUGGAUGUGUACGUGUUUGGCGUGGGGCCCCUGGUGGACCAGGUGAACAUCAAUGCCCUGGCUUCCAAGAAGGAUGGCGAGCAGCACGUGUUCAAAGUCAGGGACAUGGAGCACCUGGAGGAUGUCUUCUUCCAGAUGAUUGAUGAGAGCCAGGCUCUGGGGCUCUGCGGCAUGGUGUGGGAGCACAGGAAGGGCACGGACUACCACAAGCACCCGUGGCAGGCCAAGAUCUCGGUCACUCGGCCACAGAAGGGCCACGAGAACUGCAUGGGGGCCGUGGUGUCCGAGUACUUUGUGCUGACGGCGGCCCACUGCUUCACUGUGGAGGACCAGAAGCACUCCAUCAAGGUCAACGUGGGAGGGAAGAGGCAGGACCUGGAGAUAGAAGAAGUCCUAUUUCACCCUAAGUACAACAUCAAUGCGAAAAAGGAGCAGGGGAUUCUGGAGUUUUAUGACUACGAUGUGGCUUUGGUUAAGCUCAAGAAUAAGGUGACAUUCAGCCAGACUCUCCGGCCCGUGUGCCUCCCCUGCACCCUCGGAACAACUCGAGCCCUGCGGCUUCCACCCACAGCCACCUGCAGGCAGCACAAGGAGGAGCUGCUCCCUGCCAAGGAUGUCAAAGCCCUGUUCAUCUCUGAGGAGCAGAAGAAACUGACCCGGAAGGAGGUCUACAUCAAGAACGGAGAGAAGAAAGCUGGCUGUGAGCAGGAUGCCAAGCAUGCCACAGGCUACGACAAAAUCAAGGACAUCUCUGAGGUUGUCACCCCCAGGUUCCUAUGCACCGGUGGAGUGGACCCGUACGAUGAUCCCAACACCUGCAAAGGAGACUCCGGCGGCCCCCUGAUCAUUCACAAGAGGAGUCGCUUCAUCCAGGUGGGAGUUAUCAGCUGGGGAGUGGUAGACGUCUGCUAUGACCGGAAACGGCAACAGCGGGUACCUGCUUAUGCCCGGGACUUUCAUGUCAAUCUCUUCCAAGUGCUGCCCUGGCUCAAGGAGAAACUCAAGGAUGAGAAUCUGGAUUUCUUAUAAGGAGUUUUCAGCUGGAAAGGGGGCAUGGGUUCGAAUUAAAGCAGCUGCGAUAAUCA
This is a messenger RNA of Cavia porcellus (domestic guinea pig), 2631 nucleotides long. It is a transcript of the gene Cfb, whose product is annotated as complement factor B. The record is from RefSeq and is a predicted model, not a curated record. Gene Ontology annotation, molecular function: serine-type endopeptidase activity. Gene Ontology annotation, biological process: response to bacterium; complement activation; proteolysis. The transcript has 18 exons. The coding region runs from base 281 to 2575 and encodes 764 amino acids. Lineage: Eukaryota; Metazoa; Chordata; Mammalia; Rodentia; Caviidae. Gene Ontology annotation, cellular component: extracellular region; extracellular exosome; classical-complement-pathway C3/C5 convertase complex.